GAACCCUACACCUGAGAGAAAAAAAUGGAGAGGGAGCAGCCAUGAGAACAACCCCAUGAGAGAUCAUCUUUUUCUUGAACACAAGACCUAAAAAAUCGAGACCCUAAGGAUUGAGCUCUCUUCUUCUACACAACAACAGACCCUAGCCUUAUCUUCAUCGGAAACCCUAGUGCCUGAUCACUCCAUAGCCAGCGUCCACCCCUUCUUCUUUCACCCUACACACGAACAAAAACCAGACGACCACCCAAGCUUCAGCGCCCAUCAAGACUAAAAAACAAAGGAUCUGUUUCUUCCCCAAUACCAAGGACCAACCUAACAGACCCUUGACUUCAAAAACACCAAACGAGCCGCUUCUUCAUCUUCCAUAUUCACAACACCCAAACCUAAGACCUCGAUUUUUUGGGAAGGAGCCGUUCUCUUUCAUGGACACAAGACCAAAACCCUAGGGGAACCUUCUUCUUCUUAUGAACAUCAGCGAUAGAACUCGAUGACCCCUCUCAGCGGCUAACUCCAAAACGAACUCCAUCAACGACCAUCUUCGAAAAUAAAAAAAAACAAAACACAAACACUUUAGCUUCUUUCUCCGUGAUUCUGGCUCCCAAUUAUGGAGUUUGAUUGAGAGAAGUUUUUUUGAGAGCUGAGGUUGCCGUUCGAGAUGUCAAUUUUGAAUUCACGAUUUCUGCCCGUCUCUCAUCGUUGUCCUCUCAGUUGAAUCUGUGGAGCCAAACUUUCUGUAUUUGCCCGUUUUUAAUAUAUUAAAAGAACUCCAACAGGAUGGAAACAAUAUGCAUUAUAGUUGCUUUUAAUGGUAGAUGGACUGAAGACUAUAAGUAUCUUGAUCAUCAAACAAAGCUUGUUCUAGUACCUGAGGCAAUUCGAUUUGAAGAUUUCAUUAAAUAGAUCUUUGAAGUUAUUGAAUUGGAUAGAGACAAGAUUUAAGCAAUGAUAUGGUUUGAUAUCAACCUUGGAACAAGCAAGGGAAUUCUUGUAUCCAAAUAUUUAGAUCUUCACACAUGUAUAGUGUUACUAAAAAGUCAUUCACUCUUCAAAGGCUGUUGUUUCAUUAUUGAUAUUUCGGAAAGAAUUUUUGGAUCAACCAGCACCUUUGAACAUGUCAAUAGAGAAACUCAACAUGACAAUCAAAACAAAUUCCAACAGAUAAUGGAAAUAGAUAUGGUUGAAGCUCAACCAAUAACUGAAGAGGUGCUUCAAACAUUUGAUUCUAUUCAAGUAGAAGGACAAAGCAUUAUAGAGAUUGACAACGAACAAGCUUUGGGUAUUCAAGUCUUAGAGAGUGCACCGGUAAUCGAAGAAGUUGUUGAAAAAACCUCUACUCAACUAACUAGACGAAGGUCAAAUUUGAAAAAAAAAAAAAAAGAAUCCCCAACCACGAUAUUAAGAGAAAAUGCUUCGUUGGAUGAAAUAAAAGUGGGAUCAAUAUUUGAUAAAAAGAAGAGUAUAAUUAACUGUUUUUCAAAUAUAGCAAUUAAAGAACAUUUUGAAUUCAAAGUUGUUAGAUCAAGCUUAACAAGAUAUUCGUUGAAAUGCAAUGAUGGUAGGUGUGGGUGGUGUGUGCGUGCUUUCAGAAUUAAAGAUUCAACACUGUUCAAGAUAGUAAAGAUUGAGAAAAAUCAUGACUGCUCUGUUAACACUAUGAAAGCUAAUCAAAGGCAUGCAACUUCAAAGUUGAUUAGUGGUUACAUUAUUGACAAUCUUCGAGACCCAAGGUUUGAAGGUACACCAGCUUUUGUCAUAGCAGAAAUGCAAAAAUUGCAUGGACUAGACAUUGGUAUCAUAAGGCAUGGCGUGCUAUUCAAUGUGCUUCUGCUUUAAUAAGAGGAACUCCUGAAGAGAAUUAUGAAUUAUUGUCUUCAUACUUGUAUAUGAUGAGAUGUAAAAAUUCAGGAACAUAUACUAACAUAAAGAUAGACGACGACAACAACAAGUAAACAAUCAAAAAAAAUUAUUAGUCUGUUUUAUAAUCUUUAGGACAUGCUGUCUUUGACUAGUUGAAAAGUUAAGGACGUGUUGUUCUUAACUUUCAUGUGUGCACU
This is a messenger RNA of Nicotiana tabacum (common tobacco), 2054 nucleotides long. Lineage: Eukaryota; Viridiplantae; Streptophyta; Magnoliopsida; Solanales; Solanaceae. The record is from RefSeq and is a predicted model, not a curated record.